GUGUCAAAUUCAUGACUAGCAUGCGCUACAAUUUCCUUAUCAGUACUACCGGUCUGCACGGUGCAUAUUUAGAAAUACCAGGCGACUGUACACAUUGCCGGGAUGUCUAUUCUCUCUCUGUGUGUGAUCAUCCUCUCCGUCCUCUCAGUUCUUCAAGCAGAGAGCUGUACCAAUGGGACUGACUGUCAUGAGGUUCAGUGUUUUGACGACUUCUAUGUAGCCUGCGAACUCGGCACGUGCACAUGUGGGGGACACGGAACCGUUGGGUGUAGCAGCAAUGAAGACUGUACCAAUGACCCUCUCCUGCAUUGCCCCUCACACCACAAGCAUUGUCGGGAUACCAAGUGCUAUUGUGUACAUGGAAAUCACGGUCACGGAAAAUAACCGGUUCUUAGUCUCUGAUGCUACUUAGAAACCAAUUUUAUGUGGUUUGUUGCCUAAUAAAAUGAUGUAAUCAGG
Messenger RNA from Magallana angulata, 459 nucleotides. RefSeq names its product serine protease inhibitor Cvsi-2-like. The coding region runs from base 103 to 384 and encodes 93 amino acids. The record is from RefSeq and is a predicted model, not a curated record. The transcript is spliced from 3 exons. NCBI's taxonomy places the organism in Eukaryota, Metazoa, Mollusca, Bivalvia, Ostreida, Ostreidae.